Molecule: messenger RNA, 1031 nt
Organism: Ilyonectria robusta
Lineage: Eukaryota; Fungi; Ascomycota; Sordariomycetes; Hypocreales; Nectriaceae
Product: ribosome maturation protein
Exons: 3
Coding region: 325-669 (114 amino acids)
Source: RefSeq, a predicted model, not a curated record
CUCUAGACUCGAAUCCAUCAUGGCUGGAGAUUCUUGGGCCUACCUUCUUUCCAGCAUGUAGCGACCGGAAUUGUUUCCUCAAUUCAUGUUCUGUGCCUCGGUUGUUUUGUUUGAAUUGCUUAUUUCAUCUAUCCCUGAAACUUAUGGCCAAUCUACAGUAUGCUUGUAUUCAAUCUCAAAUUGAAUCAGUAUGACAGAUUUAUGACAUCAUGAAUGUUCCAAGGUCAUAAGCAAGAUAUGCCCAUGGAGACAUUUUGGGCAACGUCAACAUCACACGAUACCACGCCAUUCAGCUUUUCACCAUAGCUGCGCUCAUCUGCCAAAAUGACUCGAGGAGAGGGCUCCCAGUCUAAGGUCCACCACAAGGGCAAGCUCGAUGACUACAUCGUAUUCGUCGACGAUGUCGAAACCUACAAGAAGUGGCAAAACGACAAGAGCAUCCCUCUGCCUCACUUCAUCUCCCCCUUCACGGUCUUCCUGACUCACAAGCAAGGUGCGCAGGGUCCAUACGAUGCCGCCCCUAAAGGCACUCUAGCAUCCGAGUUCGGGACCGAGGACUCGGAUGAGUCAAUCAAGCAGAUAUUGAUGGAAGGCACCAUCCAGACCGUGGAGAUGCCCGGCCGGCAAGGCUCUACAAACGACUCAAUGAGCUCAAUGAAAGCUCAUUAGGGCACUAGUGGACAGGCAAAGCUAGGAAGGGCAACAGAGGCAGGGUCGCGCAUCAUUCAUUAAUGAUGAUUGACUUCUUGGCGAAUGAUUGAUAAUGAUCACUAUCAAUCAUUUCAAUGACGCUCUGCCUUACAUAAUGAUCAUUGCAUUGGGAGGACGACAAUGAAACGACGAUUGGAAGUCAGGCAAUAUGUCAUGUUCCCGAUAUCCACAUCUGACCAGUCUCAAACACCCGAGAGAAACAGAUGCGUUGGUGCUAAGAAAGAGGGGACUCGGAGGGGGAGGAGAUUGCACACUACGCUACCUUGUGAUCCAUGAUCCUAGCUUAUCACCAAAAAGCGUAAUUUAACUGUUGCUGUUUU